Molecule: messenger RNA, 288 nt
Organism: Melampsora larici-populina 98AG31
Lineage: Eukaryota; Fungi; Basidiomycota; Pucciniomycetes; Pucciniales; Melampsoraceae
Exons: 2
Coding region: 1-288 (95 amino acids)
Source: RefSeq, a predicted model, not a curated record
AUGGGACGAAAGAUUCGUCUUAGUAUUCGAAGAUUUGGUAGAUCUAGUGAAAAGGUACCCGGACGAAAAUCACUAGAUGCAUCGACUCGUAAAUCGAUGGAUGUAACACGUAAAUCUAUGGAUGUUUCGGAAACUCCUAUUCCUGAAGAAGAUGAUCAUGAGAAGAAGAAAGUACCGAUUGGUGAUAAGUUGAAAGGUGUUUAUGAGGAAGUUAAGGGUCGUGUUAAAAAGGAUCCUGAGGCAGUUGCUUACGGUAAAGCUUUACGAAGUGGAGAUUUGAAUGUUUAG